Molecule: messenger RNA, 1167 nt
Organism: Pedinophyceae sp. YPF-701
Lineage: Eukaryota; Viridiplantae; Chlorophyta; Pedinophyceae
Source: the annotation of a GenBank genome assembly
AUGUGGGCCACGUUGGCCCUCGCCGCGCGCGCGGAAGCCCGCGAAAAGGAGGAGAAUGCAGAGGCUCCCUUCCAGGUCACCAGUACCAGCCGGGCCCCGGCGAACGCCGUGGACCUCCUUCAGAUGGCGCUAUUCCGCUCUUCGUCGGCAUCGACGUUGUCCAAGGCCAUCACGACACCGAUCGUGACGCUCAUCGCCCUUCUGUCCGCGACGAAGGCGAUAGAACUGGGCAUCCAGCUGCUCGGGCUGGCCGUGGGCAAGGGCGCCAGGAGCGCGGCGGCCAGGCCCACGAUUGCGAUGGACGUGGCGAACGCGAUCGUUUCGGGGCUCGCGACGGCCCACUCGGUGCUCGUCGUCGCCACGAACGUCUCGGUCAUCGGCCUGAUCGCCUGGGCCGUCCUGCGGUGGAAGAACACGGUCAUGCUGGAGGUAGAGCAAGCCAUGAAUUAUGCCGACGACGGCGGACCCGUCGUGGCGUUCGGCUCGCUCCUCGUCGGCCUCAGCGGCCUGGUCUCGUGGCUGGUCGUCGGCUCGGCCGUGCUCGGGUCGCUCAGCGUCAUGAACGUCGACAUCCGGCCGCUGCUGGCCCUGGGGGGUGUGUCAGGUUUGGUGGCUGGUUUCGCGGCGCAGUCCGUGCUCGUCAACACGCUCGCGGGUGUGCAGAUCUUCCUCACGCGGCCGUUCGCCGUCGGCGAGCGCCUGGAGCUGCGCACGGGCGGCGGCGGGAAGGUGGUGUCCGGCGUCGUGGUGAGCAUCGAACCGACGAGGACGAUCAUCCGCGGCGAUGACGGCUUCCCGAUCUCCAUGAGCAAUCGAGCAUUCAACGACAUGCUCGUCAUCAACCACUCUCGGGCGAUGAAUUCGUGGGGGCCCCUGGGCCCGCCGCCGCGCCCGUUGCAGCUCGUCAUUCCGAUUCGUAUCACGGACGCCGAGCACGCCGAGAAGAUCGGGCACGACAUGCGCGAGGCCCUGCGGCGCAACCCGCUCGUCGACCACCGCCAAAAGGUCACUGCGUCCUACUCCGGGUUCACUGACUUCGGCAAGUGCCAUUUCACGCUGCGGUGCGUCAGCACGCGGCUCGGGGCGGUGAGGUACCAGCAGCUCAAGGACUCGGUGCUCAACUCGUUUGUCGAGGCGUGCAAGAAGUACGACGCCACCCUCGCGUGA